Messenger RNA from Ostertagia ostertagi, 264 nucleotides. Lineage: Eukaryota; Metazoa; Nematoda; Chromadorea; Rhabditida; Trichostrongylidae. The record is from the annotation of a GenBank genome assembly.
AUGCUGGCUAAGUUGGUUUGCGCUCGUCACAAACCGCGACAACAAACGGUACUGCCAUUCGAGUAUGUGCCGGUCAUUUUCGAAGAGACUCCUAUAGGAGAUGUGCGUAUGCUGGGAGGAAAACUCGGUCAUGCACUGCAGGAUCGCUUUGCUAUCGGUACUAUGGCAGAACUCGCAGCAAUCCCAUUUGAAUUAAUCGAACGUCAUUUCGAAAGUCAGGCACAAUGGAUUCAUAACCUCGCAAAAGGAUUCGAUGACGAACCG